This is a messenger RNA of Octopus sinensis (East Asian common octopus), 2078 nucleotides long. Its product is annotated as clathrin heavy chain linker domain-containing protein 1-like. NCBI's taxonomy places the organism in Eukaryota, Metazoa, Mollusca, Cephalopoda, Octopoda, Octopodidae. Bases 193 to 2037 code for a protein of 614 amino acids. The transcript has 9 exons. The record is from RefSeq and is a predicted model, not a curated record.
AAAAAUACAUUUACUGAAUCUUUCCUUUUUCGAUCAGAUAUAUUUUCACUCGUGAUUAACAAAGUAAGCGAAAGAAAUUUUCCCUCUAAUUUUCCAAACAGAAUAUUUUUCCAACUCCGUCAAAAGAGAAACAUUUUGUGUUACCUGUGGUUGCGGAGAAUCCACGAAAAUCUCCCAUACAGAAAUGAAAAAAUGCCAGUUACUUGGCAUCACAGUAUUGCUCCUUCAGUCUCUUCCAUUUGUUCCUCCUUAAGAAAGAACUAUUCUCACAUUGAGUCAAAGACAGGCUUAGAUGUCCACUUCCUAAAAGAACUGGUCUGUUUCAUUGAAUCAGAAUUUAAAGAAGUGGAUGAAGAUGAUCAUGAGCAGAGAUUCAUUGUAUUUCAAAGGGCAUUUAAUAUGGUAAUUGAACAUGUCCAAAAUUAUAAAUUACUCUUGACAUCAAUAAAAAAAGAAUAUGAAAAUGUGAUUGAGGCUCUUCGCUAUUCCAAACGACGAAAUCCAACACUCAAAAACCAAAUAAUUAGAUUAUCUACUCAGGGUUCAACAAUUCAUAAUUUUAAAGUGAGAAUUUAUCAGCUUCAAGAAUUACUAGCUAUACAGAGAGGUUAUAACAAAAACCUUGUAAAGAAACGAGACGAAUUAUUCGAUAAAAGCCCAGAUUGUCUGAGAUUUAUGGAAAAGAAGAAUGUAGCAAAUGAAAAGGAUGUGGAUAAACGAGUGAUUCCAGGUAUCACACUUGAGCAGUCUACAGACAUAAAUUAUCUGAAUACUAUUUUAAAGCAAGUAACCAAGUGUGUGAAAGACAUGAAUUUAAAAUUAAAGACAAAAUAUGUUCCAAAAUCUGAGAAGCACAAAUUGAAGAACUUAUUGAAAGCAAAGAUAACAGAAAGAGACCAGUUGAUUAAUGAAGGCCAUUACUUGAAGGCCAAAAGGCAAAGAAUCAAAGUUGGCUAUGAAGCAGCACUGGCAUAUAAUGACAUACGACCUCCCCAUUGGUCUGUUGGUGACAUUGUGGCACAUGCUUUGCGUUUAUCUGUUGAUACCACAAUUGGUGAAAAAGACAACACAUUGCAUGCAGUGGCCACCAGCACUGUAAAAGUAUUACAAGAACAGGAACCAGAUGAUGAAAAAGAGGCUGAACUAAUGUUGGAGAACAUUGAAAUAUUUAACGAAAUGUUUGAAAACCUACUUUAUGCCGAAGCUGCAAUGCAUGCUGCUGUCUGCCCAAAAGGCAUUUUACGCACAAUGGCUACAUUUCAGAGAUUCAAAGAUUUACCAACAGUUCCUGGUGAGCGACCUUCACCAUCCUUUAUCUUCUGCAAGGCUUUACUCUCAACAGUGGAAGAUGAAAACCAAAUACCAGAUGAACAAAUAUCCUUAGAAUGUAUACAUUGUACUUUAAAAGAAAGAGAGUUUCAAUUGCUGUUCUUUUGGUUGUCCCAAAAAAAAUUAACAAUCACAAAAGCUGCAGGUGAUUUGAUUAGAGAAUAUUGCAAGUGUUCAAUGAUCUGUUCAUGUGGGUGCCUCUCAUUAGCUGAAUUUAUUUACACACAGUUGGGUCUUUAUAGAGAGGCUACUUUCGCAUUGAUAAAACAAAACCGCAUUGUUUAUGGUUUAUACUAUGCCCAAUCGUUGGCUGAUUUUGAUAGCAGUGACUAUGAAGCAGCUUUUGAUGCCUUCCCAACUCUUCAGUUUGCUAGUUCGUUGGUAUUGAAUACUGAUUCACAAAGCAAUACCAUUAAACCAUUGAUAAGUUUUCAUAGAAUGCUCACACUUUUAAUUAAAAAGGACAUCAACCUUUUGCGGAAGUUUUGGAGAAAAAUUACUCACACAGUUUCAGAAAAUACAAACAACCCAAUUGUUCACGAUUUAAUAUCCCUUGAAGAAUUUCCACUUGAUGAAAGUUGGCAUGAUCUUGUCAUUAAACUCGACCAAUUAGGAGAAGAAAAUGUUGCAGUGGAAUUGCAGGCAUUGAUUUUCUCUCAUGGCAUCUUGAAUUCAGUUUUAAAGACAUAUCAUGAUCAGAAUGAAUAAAAAUUACUUUAUUAAAAAAUGAUAUCUUUAUCUUUCUUUAA